Molecule: messenger RNA, 1231 nt
Organism: Tarenaya hassleriana
Lineage: Eukaryota; Viridiplantae; Streptophyta; Magnoliopsida; Brassicales; Cleomaceae
Product: GDSL esterase/lipase At5g45960
Exons: 5
Coding region: 54-1193 (379 amino acids)
Molecular function (GO): hydrolase activity, acting on ester bonds
Source: RefSeq, a predicted model, not a curated record
CAUAAUAAAAUAUAACAAAGCAAACUUUUCGUUUGUUCGAUUACACAACCAAAAUGAAUCUCAUGCACACACAUUCUUCUUCUUCUUCUUCCCCCCUCUUCUUUCUUCUCUUAACCUGCAUUUUCUUCUCACGUUCUUCUGCAACACAACAUGAGUCCGCCAAUGAUGAACCGAUCAUCGAAUCUUGCGAUAAAAAAUCGCCGGUUUCUGCUAUUUUGGUAUUCGGAGAUUCAACGGUGGAUUCGGGUAACAACAAUUACAUUAAAACAUUAUUCAAGAGUGACUUUCCUCCAUACGGACAAGAUUUCGAAGGUCAUGUUCCGACCGGCAGAUUCUGCAACGGACGUCUCCCCACUGAUUUUAUCGCUUCAUACGUUGGUGUUAAGGACAAUGUUCCACCGUAUUUGGACCCAAGUCUUGGGAUUGAUGAGCUCAUGAGUGGAGUUACCUUCGCCUCGGCUGGCUCUGGAUAUGACCCUCUCACUCCAACUAUUGAUCACGUGAUAGACCUUCCGACUCAACUAGAGUAUUUCAGAGAGUACAAAAGAAGAAUAGAAGAAAAAUUGGGAGAAGAAAGAAUGCAAAAACACGUGGAAGAAGCUUUGUACGUCGUAAGUGCAGGAACGAACGAUUUCGUCAUCACUUAUUUCUCACUCCCCCUACGAAGGAAAACAUUUAUCGUCGAAGGUUACGAGCAAUUCAUCAUUUACCAUCUCAAAAACUUCAUCCAGGGUUUAUGUGAAGAAGGGGCAAGGAAGAUUGCGGUGGCGGGUCUACCGCCGAUGGGGUGUUUGCCGGAGGUAAUAACGGCCUUCUCGGGAAAUGCGGUGGCUGACCGCCGCUGCAUUGACCGCUUCUCCGCCGUCGGCAGAGAUUACAAUUUUCUCCUCCAACGUGAACUGAAGCUCAUGCAAAUGGCUUUGUCUCAUCUUGGUUACAAGAUCUUUUACAUUGACAUUUUCACCCCUCUCUCCGACAUGGUACACAACCACGCAAGAUACGGUUUCGAAGAAGUGGACACGGGCUGUUGCGGAACGGGUUACGUGGAGUUAGGACCGUUGUGUAAUCCAAAGUCUUACGUAUGUCCAAACGUAUCAAGAUAUGUCUUCUUCGAUUCCAUCCAUCCCACAGAGAAGACAUACUACUACGUAUUUAGAGCCGUUCAAUCUGUUGUCGAUAUGAUUGUUAAUUAACGAGUAACAUUGAUUACAUAUACAAAAAAAGUACUAUA